CAUCACUUGACAUUUUGUACAGUUCCUUUCCUUCGAUCGAACGUUCAUUUUUCAGCACAUGUCUAAGUAAUGUUCAGCCGAAAUGCACAUUCGAAGUUCUUUUUCGCGCGCGCGGCUAUUUCAGUGCUUGACUAUUCACUAGCACUCUCUGGACCUCGAAGACCACAAGUUAAAAUGUUUGGGAAUUCAGGAACACGACAACUUUAUGUCAACUUAGCUGCACAUGUCAGAAAACUAGGGCGACUCAGAAGGGACGGAUAUCAUGGCGUUUUGGGCCCGACAAGACUAUUAAUUUGCAGUGAAUUUGACGGAUACCAGUACACCGGCACUCGUAGCUCUUAGGAUCCUGGGCAGGCUUUUGGGUGUUACUUGGUGGUAUAAUGGUAAUUUUAACGUACCUAAGCGACUCUUUGUUGUUUCUGGGCUGACCAGUCUUUAGAUGAAACGUUUUGGAGAGAGAUAUUCGGAUUCGGGUGAGACAGGUGCGCAACUGAACCCGAUUAUGAACUCGGAAGUAAGUGCUUUCCCCUUCAUGAUGAUGGUUAUCGAGUUCAAUAUGUUCGUGUUUUUACUGAUUCAUAGCAAGAUUUAUGGGGCUGAGCAUGCUUACAAGUCCUUUAACGUUCGUAGAUCUACUACUAUUCACAGUAGUCCCCAUAAUCGAACUCCCGCGGUAUGUAUUAGUUUACGGUAU
This is a messenger RNA of Guyanagaster necrorhizus, 694 nucleotides long. RefSeq lists its product as uncharacterized. The coding region runs from base 70 to 342 and encodes 90 amino acids. The transcript has 3 exons. NCBI's taxonomy places the organism in Eukaryota, Fungi, Basidiomycota, Agaricomycetes, Agaricales, Physalacriaceae. The record is from RefSeq and is a predicted model, not a curated record.